UCACGGGGAGCACACUGCGAAUGAACGGCGAGGUUUUUUAUUUGAAACCACAAGAACCACAGCUUUAAAAGAAACUGGCAGCAUGGAAAAGUCCUCUGAUCCACCGGUCCGGCGGCUCGUGCCCAUGGCCGCCGCUCAGCCAGCGCGCGCACAUGCACCUGAUGACCCCAUGCUGCACGGGUAGCUGGAGUCAUCCUCCUGGAGGGAAAGGUUCACAUUCGGCGUGAGCAGACUUUGGCUACGAUCCACGACACCCUCCCCCUUUCGUCCCCCUCUCCUCUUCCCUCCGACUGGCACAGAGAAGAGAAGAGUGUGAGAGACUGAGCGAAGGAACGUGGGAAAGAGGAAGACAAUGUACCAAACGCUCCUCCUUUCCUCCUCCCUCUUCAUCCUUCAUGUGAUGGGCACUCCCCAGUUCUUCACUCACCACGGGAGGAGGGUGUGUGGCCGAGACCUCCGUCACAACGUUGUCAUGGCAACGGAGUCAUACGUCCAGCCGGUGCACAAGCCCUACAUCACUGUGUGUCAGGGGCAUCGACUCUGCAGCACAUACAAGACUGUGUACACGGUUGCGUAUCGGCAGGUGAGCAGAGUGACGCCUCCUUCCCGUUUCUAUCCAGAGUGCUGCCCGGGCUGGCGGAGAUUUCACUCUCACAACUGCAACCAAGCUGUGUGUGAUCAAGCCUGUGAGAAUGGAGGUACCUGCUUAAGACCCAACCAGUGUGCUUGUCCGCUUGGCUGGACUGGACACCAGUGCCAAACAGAUGUGGACGAGUGCAGCGAGCAGUGGCCAUGCGCCCAAGAGUGCAUGAACACAGCUGGCAGCUAUCGAUGUGCGUGCAGAGACGGCUUCAGCCUCGCCAGAGACGGCCGUUCCUGUCAAAGCCUUCCUCCUCCUCCUCCUCCUCCUCCUCCUCCUCCUCCUUCUGCAACUCCUCCCUCUCCCACCCAGACCAGCCAGGCAACAGUGGGUGGUCACACUGAUACGGGUUUCGGCCUGGCUGAGAAUGUGACGGAGGAAGUCCAGAGCCUGAGGAACAGAGUGGAGCUUCUGGAGAAGAAGUUGCAGUUGGUGUUGGCCCCCUUCAGCAGCUUCUUCCCGCUGUCGCUGGACGAGGGCUUGUCGGAGAAAACCACCUUACUGUCUCACUCUUUCCAGCAACUAGACCGUAUCGACUCCCUUAGCGAGCAGAUUGGCUUUCUGGAGGAGCGCCUCGGCACAUGUUCAUGCCAGGAGAAUUAACCAUGAAAAAAAUGGCCGACAUAAUUUCAAGAAAAGAUUGUACGCACCGACGUGGCUGCUGUUUGUAAGAGCGGGAUGGCAGAAAGCAGAAACAGCCUCAAUCCCUGAUAUGCUGUGACGCAAUCAUCGCACAAAUCAUCUGUGAUUUUAACCAUUCCCGACAGGUUUAUUACUUUUACUCAUUGAAUCACUGUCAAAAUCUUGAUUUUCUAUAACAGUAUCUGUGGCAGGUUCAGUGUCAUUCAUUACAUCACCUCUAUAGCAUUUGAAUCAAACCCCCCACAGGGUCAAAGGUCAAGUUGGCCACUUUGUUCCCGUGUUUGUUUUGCAUCAGUGCAGCUGUGUCCUACAAGUCCCAAACUGUUCUGGGAUGGACACUGACAUCUGUAUUUAUGUAUUUAAAUUAUGAUUACUUGUAGUUAUUUCUCAAUGCUUCAACAGACAUUUUUUUACCAAGUUUUGUAACAUUUUGUAAUAAA
Messenger RNA from Scomber japonicus (chub mackerel), 1722 nucleotides. RefSeq names its product EGF-like-domain, multiple 7 (gene egfl7). Gene Ontology annotation, biological process: anatomical structure development. The record is from RefSeq and is a predicted model, not a curated record. NCBI's taxonomy places the organism in Eukaryota, Metazoa, Chordata, Actinopteri, Scombriformes, Scombridae. The transcript has 9 exons. Gene Ontology annotation, cellular component: cell surface; extracellular region. Bases 353 to 1243 code for a protein of 296 amino acids. Gene Ontology annotation, molecular function: signaling receptor binding; calcium ion binding.